UCUCACAAUUGACAACAGAAAGGAGCGCCAGCAAGAAGAGGGAACUGAGCUGGAAGGAGAUGUUGGAAAUGGGAAGGAUUUUUAUUGAAUAAAAGUAACAGUAGAACUCGUUAUCGGACAUUUUUUGGCGUUUUUGUAACCAAACACUAUUGUAGGAGAAAGUAAAACUCACAACCUCUUCCAGACUUUUUAACGCCUGACACAAGUUAAAAUCCAGGAUAAAGAGAGGUGGUCAUUGUACUGUAUGUCGGAUGGCCUGUCUAAUGAGUGCUGUGCAGUAGGUGAAUAGGUGCACUUUUCCUAACGCACUUAAAAUUCAUUUACCGAUUGUUAUUUUUCCAUAAACCAAUCGUGUGCAAUAUGUCCGCAACACGCGUUUUAUGAUUUUCGUUUGCUCACUUCAGCAAAUGCGUAUUUAUUUAACCCCCAACGACAAUUCAACUUUAUAGCUAUUUUCUAAACUAUGCCGGAGAUUAAAUUGCAACACGUUGUCUCCUGCAGCAGCGAGGACAGUACGCACAAGGCAGAGAAUCUGCUGAAACCCGACACAUACAGGAAAUGGAAAGCAGCCAGGCUGGGAGAGAAACAGAUCUCCGUCAUUUUACAGUUUGAGAAGGCAGAGCAGAUCCACAGCAUUGACAUUGGUAAUGAAGGCUCAGCUUUUAUUGAGGUGCUGGUGGGGAACUCCACUUCAGUGAAAGACCAGGACUAUGAGGUAAUCCUGGUCACCUCGUCAUUCAUGUCUCCCUCGGAGAGCCGUGGCAACACCAAUCUGAACCGGGUCAGAAUGUUUGGGUCAGACAAGCUGGUGAAGGCCACCGCUGAGCAGAAAUGGGACAGGGUGAAGAUCAUCUGUACCCAACCAUACAACAAGAAUAUUGCCUAUGGGGUGUCCUUCAUAAAGUUUCAUUCUCCUCCUGAAGCUGGUGAAACCGAGACUACACCUCCAAAGGUGACGAAGCUGGGCCAAUUCAAAGUGAAGGAGGAGGAGCCCAGCUCUUCUAGCCUGACGCCUGGGAGUCUGUUCUUCAGCAGGGCUAACAAACCAUCCACGCCUGUCAAGGCCUCUCCUCAGAAGGAGAAGCCCUCCCUCAGUUAUGCCGCUGCUGCACUGCAGUCCACAGGCUGUGCGACCCAGAGCUCCUCGUCCUCUCCUGCCCCGGCUGAGAAGACCUCCCCCGGUGCUACCCCGUCCCUGAAGGGUUCUACUCCUGGCAAGCGGAAGUUCGAGUUCAGCAAAGAGCGCCAGGAAGCGGUGGGACCUCCUACCAAGAGACCCAGCUCCCAGAAUUCCACAAUGUCAGAGGAGACCUCACGGUUCAAAGCCAGCCCUGUGUCGCCAGCUACCAAGAAUACCAAAGCUUCUCCAGCCCAGCCCGAAAAGCCUCCCAAACACGACAAGUCAAAGGCGCAGAAGAAAGAGAAGAAAGCAGAUCACUCUGAGGGGCUGGAGUUCCACCGCCUGCUGGAGGACACAGUCUUUGUGCUUAGCGGAUUCCAGAACCCCUUCCGGGCUGAGCUGAGGGACAAGGCCCUGGCGAUGGGCGCCAAGUACAGACCCGACUGGACUCCUGACAGUACACACCUCAUUUGUGCCUUUGCCAACACCCCGAAAUACGGCCAGGUGAAAGCGCUAGGGGGCGCUAUUGUGCGCAAGGAGUGGAUCCUGGACUGCCAUAAGAGGAAGCAGAGGAUUUCGUACAAACGGUACCUUAUGGAUGGAGCAGAAUCCAGCUCGGAAGAGUCAGAGGAGGAGAACAAGACAGAUGAUAUUGAAGAUUCCUGCAAACAGAGUGGACAUUCCCCCAGUAGGAACCACAAGAAGGCAACCCCCCAGAAAGAGUCCAGAAGUGGCUCAGACAGGCCAGGACCUUCUCGGGAUGUCCCAGACGAGGAGGACAAGUAUGGUGGUUCCACAGAUGAAGACAGACCUGACAAUUCCAGAGACAAUGAGGAUUCAGGAAUGGACACAGAGGAUGAGCUAAAAAGGGUGGAGACUGAGAAUCGUGGCAAGAAGCUGGUGAGCCCGCAGGCGGCCGGAGGACAGGAGGAGGACUUGUACGCUGGAUCCACAGAUGAGAACACCGACGUCGAAGAAGAGAAAGACCAGCCUGUCCCAGAACUGCCAGAAUUCCUAAAGGGGAAACACUUCUUCCUCUAUGGGGAGUUUCCCAAAAAGGAGAGGCGUCUGUUAUACCGUUACAUCACAGCCUUCAAUGGGGUCAUCGAAGACUACAUGAGUGAAAAGGUCCAGUUUGUCAUCACAGCACAGGAAUGGGAUGAUAGUUUCGAAGACGCCCUGAUGGAAAACGGCAACCUGUCCUUUGUGAAACCACGCUGGAUCUACAUCUGCAACGAGCGUCAGAAACUGGUGCCCCAUCAGCCCUACGUGGUUGUUCCCCAGGCCUAACACAGCAGGCCCCCAAAAUUAGCCAAUAGCAGGCAAGAUACACAAUCCACCAGCAAAGUAAAUAUGUAGGACAGGACCCUAGCAGACAAACCUCUCAGGAUUUAUCAUGCUGCCUGCACAACAUGGCAUCACAAGACUUUUCAGCCUCAGAGUUCAGAUUUCAGCCUUUUUUUUUUUCCUCACCACCAUCUAAAGAACAGGAGCCUGGGAUGACGUGAGCAUGGCAAAUGUUCUUUUAAACUGACUGACAACCAUCCCCGAUACCUUGGGGAUGAAUUUCACAACUUGUUUUUUUGUUUCUUGAUGUUGUUGCUGUUUUUUUUUUUACAUUGGCUUAAAAACAAAUAAAAAGACAUUUCAGGGACGCUAGUUGAUCCCUUGCCUUCUGAAGGUGAAUGAUUGCCUCUCUGCAGACUUUAAGUGUGAUUCAGCCUUCAGUUCUCCAUAAGAAAAUCGCUGUGCAGCUCUCUUCAGGCAUCAUGAUACUGAAAACAGUACUGAAUGCUGCAGAAGUCAAACUUAGGUCUGACUUUUCCACUCUUCCACCAGAGACAGAUGGAUUCCUGCUCACUCCUUGCUUUUUGUGCAGUAUUCUUGGCCGGGAUUGUAACCCCCAUAACAGAGCUGUCCAUACAUCACACAGCAAGUGAUUACCCUUCAGACUAUUCAGACAGUGGACAGCCUCCUCCUGUGAUGCAAGAUGAAUCUUACAAUGAGAAAGUCUCUCACAAGCUGGCUGUUUGCUGUUUUGCUAUAUUUCCUAAGCUCAAGGGCAAGAAUUUAUUGGCCAUUAAGGUCCAAAUCAAAAGGUACACAUGACCAAAAUGAUAUUUAGGGUGCACAGUAUACAAUUCAGAAUUUGCUUAUUCUAGUAAUAUCAGUGCUGAAAUCUGUUUCGGGAGGUGUGGCAGGGGGACAGGAGAGAGUGAGAUGGGAGGUCCUUGCCUCGGAUAUGUUUCCCAGAAAUCCUUGGGAAAUGAAUGACCUGGCACUAGAGUAGUUGGAAGAAGAUCAGUUAGCCGUCUGAAGCAGAUGCGUCCUACGUGGUCUUUCCUUGUAGUAAUUGACCAAGACAAAAAUAUAUUGAAAAACUCCCCAAAAAAGUGCUGCGUCAGUGUGAGGGAGCAAAGCUCUUGGCUGAAUUAGCUGCUUGGAGAAGGGAGCAGAACUUCAGCGACAGUGCAACCCUGAAGGUAAAAACAAGCUGGACAUCGGCCAAAUGUGGCUUCGAGUGGAAAAAAGGUUUGGCUUUGUUUGCCUCCAUUGGAAAAUAAAAAGCUCCUUUUUCCCCACCAUACUGACCAUCUCCAAGUGUGUCUGUAAGCCCGUACACACCAACUUCACCUACUGUAAAGAUCUUGUUACGGCACUACAUAUUACCUGAACAUACGGAGUUAAAACAAGGAGUCGGCAGCUAACCCUGUUACUAGUGUCAGAUUCUACCCUUCUCUUUUCUGAAGCCACAUUCUGCUGACCUGCCAUCUUCCUUUGGCUCGGCUUCCUUCUUGCCUCUCAGAGGAUCUAUCCUGGAGGUUGUGCACCCUUAUCCUUGUAGCUGUUUCCAUCUGCCCUUGGUUUCCUCACUCAGCCUGAUGCAAAGUUUCAUGGAAUCUGCUCUCUUGGUCAGAGACCACAGGAAGCUUUCACCAUGUGCUUUACCAGUCACUUUCCUCCUGCUUAGCAGAUGGCAGGUUAUUCCCCUUGGGCUUCUGGGGAAGUCUCUUUUAGAAGAUGUUGGUUUGCAGUAAGUACAUUUGUAGAGCAAUUGAAAGGAAACAGUCCACCACCAGUUUUCUCAGAUUAGUAUGAGUUUGGCUGUGCUGUCUGGCAACAGGGCAUUUGAAGAGGUCAAACAGUGUUAAAUGGCAGCCAGCCAGUCCAAACAGGGCAAUAACACUCUUCUAUUGUAAAUGCGUUUGCUCUUGGGCAGAGGACAUUUGAAUUACAGCAACAAAAGGACAAUGAGGUCUGCUGUGCCAGAAGAUACUUAACAAAUUGUGCUGAACAUAUAGUAGAUACUGAUGAAUGGAUACUACGUGAUAUCUGGCAGAUACAAGAAGCUUGGGAGCCUUUAAUCUAUCUAUUGAACAGACAGUUUAAUCAACAGUUUCUUAAUGCUUGUCUAUAAAAUGACUUUCAGGGACUAGAGCUGAGCUACACAUCAGCUACUGUGUCAGAGUUACUGGCAGCAGGACCUAGGUUUGACAUCUUAUCUGAAGGACUGCUCACACAGAGGUUAAGUAACUUGUUUGGGGGUGAUGUGCAGUAUACUAUAUACUAAGAACCUCCUGGCAAAAACCCUUUACCUUAACCACAGAAGACCUGGUCUCCUCAUCACAUACUAUAGUGUGAGCUAACGUUUUCCUAUCCUCCCUAUACAUCCUUUUGUCUGCAAUGACAAAAUGCACUGCACAAAAUUUAGAUCUCGCCUUUAUACAUUUGCAGUUGAACUUUUCUUACAAGACUGCUAAAUAUAUAAUACAUGCAGACAGGGUGAGAACUCUGUAGGACUGGGAUCAGUACUUUAUUUUUAGGACUGCAAAGGAUGGCAGAGUUUGACAUUUGAAGAUCCUAACAUGAUUAAGAUUCAAACCUUCAUUAUUUGCUUAAUUUUCUGAUGAGGUCAUCAUAAUUGCUAGUAAAUAUAUUGAAUGAAAACGCAUUUAUGUAGCGAGCGAUCCAUAUAAAUUAAAUAAGACAUUUGUGUGUACUUUUAGAUUUUCUUAUACAAAACUGUUUUUAUAUCUGAAAAGAAAGCAAGCUUUUAUACGGUCCAUGUGACUGAUACUACUUGCAAUUCUGUGAAAAUCUCCUGUUUCCAAUGCUCAGCAAGAGCAGCCUGCUGCGGACAAAAUAAUCUAGGCUAAAUUGCACAAAACAAAUGUUUAUUAAGUCGCAUUAAGUGCAGGUUAGAAGUUCUAAUCAAUUUUAAUAUCCCUAUUAAACAACAAGGUGCAGAUCACUAUCAGAUCAAACGAAUAGCAGAAAGUAAAUGUGGAUUUUGGCAAUUACGUAAUGUUAGAGGUAUGUUAAACAGUCCUUUUUGACAUCAUUGUUGAUUAGGUAUACAUCUUGAACAAAGAUAUCAGAUAUUAGAUAAAAUAAUUUUCAUUUAAACUCUUUGAGUACUACAUAUCCAGAAAUAGUCAGACUUUCAGUAGUCUCCUGGUAGUAACAAUGGUAUUGUAUGUACAUUUUCACCACUAUCUGACAUUUUUAUUGCAUCGGUAUCACUUCACAUACCAGUGAAAACGUCUGACAGAAAAGUGGGAUUCUAGAUCUAUUUCUCUAUUCAGAUUGAAGGAAUAAGAAUUUAUGUGACAAAUCAAGUAGCUUUUUUUUUUGGCAGAAAGUGAAUCUAUCCCUGAGCAGAAGAAAAAUAAAUAUAUCAACCUUCCAUCUAAUGAUACAGUAUGUGUCCAGUUAAAAGGAGAGGCCAAUGAAACGAAAAAGUUGUAGCAGAGAAUCCUGUCAUGCCAAAGCUCGCAAAUGGGUAUAAACCAUAGUAGCAGAAAUAUUCAACUUUCUGAAUACAAUACUUCCCAUUGGGGAAGUCUUUCUUUUUCUUUGCACAAAAAGAAUUUGCCGAAGUGAUACUGGGCCACAUUCAGUAAUGGCAACUCCAUUUGGGGGGGGUCUGAUAUCGUCUACUUUUGCGAGCAAUCCAUUUGUCAGAUAGCACUGCCAUGAGCACAGACCCCUGAAUAAAAUCAAAAGGCUAGUGUCUGCCUUCAAGAAACGUUUGCCCAGAGUUCGUUCUGCACACUUUCGUUAGGUGCUUCAGUAGACAGUGUGGCUUCACAAGGCGAGGGACAAUAAAAUCGUCAGCCUGUACGUUCAUAUAUCAGCUCACAAAACUUCCAAUAUAUAUGUACAAUCAUUCUGCCAUGACACUCGUCAAAUGUGUUCUCACUGAUUAUUUGCUAUCUCAUUAUAGCAUUCAGCAUUUGUAUUGCCUGUCUCCAGUGCUUCACCAUUAUAGAUUGAUGCAAUGCACACAGGGAAAAUUGAAUUUCCCUUGUGAGUGAUGCUUAAAUGCAUCAUUCCAAAAACUCGUCAAGUUUCUGUUAACAAAAGGGGGGAAAAAACGUCUGCGGCUUUGCAGGUUUGAGACCACUUUUGAAUUCCUAGCCAGCGGAUGACCCUUUCAUUCAUGCCCUCUUUUCACAGUGAUUGUACUGUGAUGUUGAGCAGAUUUCAGUGAUGUGAAAAGCUCUUCUGGGCUCAUGGGAAUGGCUGCUGUAACAAUUGUACAGGAAACUGCUGAAUGAAUGUUAACAGGCCACUAUUAGAACCAAUUUUCCCCCAUCUAGGACUUAUCCCUCUAAUUCCUUUAUUAUAUUUCUAGCUCAUUGUACACCUAAUGAUAGAGCUAUAGUUAUGUGCUAGUCGCCCUCAUGUUUCAUCAAUCUGUGCUCAAAAGUUGCCAACAUUUGAAACUGAUUUGUGUGCUCUGUGGCAGCCAUUACAGCUGCGAAUGAGCCAUUUUAAACUACAACCGUGUCUGAAUCAUUGGUAUCUGGUGAUGAAGAAAAGCACUGCAGUAUUUCCCCUCUUUAUUACCUGAAAAAAUCCUAAUUCAUCUUUCAAUGCAAAGAGGAUGUAGUACUAUCAGUACUCACCUCUCACCUUUUGUUUUCCAAAAAAACUAUUCUUGUUUAACACCACAGUCUACUUCAAAAGAUAAUCAGUAGAAAAUAAUGAAAGUAAAGUAUCAGUGUUUCAGUUGUGAUCAGCAGAACAGUUCUUUCUCCUUUGUGGGUUACAUACAUAGAGCCCUUCAGAGAAAGAGGAAGGGGGUAGGCUUAGAUUGAAAACUCGGGAUUGGAUGUAGAAAUUUGACUGAGUAUCUAGCUGAAUUAAAGUGAUCAAUUGCACUCAAUAAUUAAGUGUUUGGCUGGAUUAAAAAUCACAAGAACCAUCGAUACUGCAGUACAAAGAUAGAGAGUCACCGCUCUGGGUGAUACAUAUCAGACAGCCAUCUGAUUGAUACAGUUACCUCUGUAAACACUGCAGAGCUACUGUACGCUUCAAUGGUGCUUUGUCAAUUACCAACUGGUGCUUCUGGGGUAGGUGGCUUUUUCUCUCAGUGUUUUAUUUUUUGCAUAAAGACAGUUGUAUGGAGGAGGAUGAAGCCUGACAACUGACAAGUUGUACUUCAAUUACUGUUACUCGUGUUUUUAGUUUGAUUUUUAAAUAAAGAACAAUGACAAAUUAA
Lepisosteus oculatus (spotted gar) is the source of this 7628-nucleotide messenger RNA. RefSeq names its product X-ray repair complementing defective repair in Chinese hamster cells 1 (gene xrcc1). Gene Ontology annotation, cellular component: nucleus. The record is from RefSeq and is a predicted model, not a curated record. Gene Ontology annotation, molecular function: damaged DNA binding. NCBI's taxonomy places the organism in Eukaryota, Metazoa, Chordata, Actinopteri, Semionotiformes, Lepisosteidae. Gene Ontology annotation, biological process: single strand break repair; double-strand break repair via nonhomologous end joining; base-excision repair.